CAUCCUUCUUCGAUAUCUAUCUCACUAUCCUAGCUAGCUACCCUUCUUGAUCAUCUUAAUUUGAUGUUCAAAUUUCAAUAUCAUGGCUUCAGAGAAGGCCUCUUCUAAGGAACUUGACACCAAUAGCAACCAAGGAAUCAUUUCAGAAGAAAUUCCUACCACAAAUGGCACAACCAAAUCCAAUAUGGGGAAAGAAUUAGCAAGGAGAGCUCUCUUGAGGUCUCAUCUACGCAAAAAUGGGAGAAGAAAAACUGCAAAUAACAGUGCCAAAUCAUUGCCAAGCAGGCUAAGUAAAGUUUCUCUGGGAGAAGAUUCUGCAGAAUAAGUCUUAGGUAUGUUACUAGCUGCCAAAAAUGGAUAAUUCCUUGCUGAAAUAUGAGAUAAGUAUCCAACAUGCUACCUUAUGAUGGCAUGGAAUGUAAAUAUACAAGUUCUAGAUAUGUUUGUAGCAAUAAUAAUCAGAAUUCAUUUGAAAACAAAUUGAGUGGCAGUGAGACUCUCGGAUAUGUACAAAUGA
Molecule: messenger RNA, 517 nt
Organism: Abrus precatorius (Indian licorice)
Lineage: Eukaryota; Viridiplantae; Streptophyta; Magnoliopsida; Fabales; Fabaceae
Exons: 1
Coding region: 83-325 (80 amino acids)
Source: RefSeq, a predicted model, not a curated record